AUGGUGCCCCCUGUGAAAACUCAUAAAUAUGUACAUUUUGUAUGCCUUUGUGCUUACAGUAACAACUGUACAUGCACAUACGUCUUGGGUGCAUUCGUGCUGCUGUGGGUUCUGGUGUGGUUCUACCGGGACAACCUGGAGAUCACCAAGGUCUCGGAGAAGCAUGUUUUUGUGACCGGUUGCGACUCUGGGUUUGGACACCUACUGUGCAAAUGCCUGGACAAACGUGGUUUCCGAGUCCUAGCCGGGUGUCUUACGGAAAAGGGCGCAGAUGAUCUGAAGAGGGCGACAGGACCUUUCCUGAAGACCUGCAUCUUGGAUGUGACCAGCACGGCCAGCAUUCAGAAGGCUUUGGAAUGGACCAAAAAAGAAGUUGGAGAUAAAGGACUUUGGGGUCUUGUGAACAACGCCGGACGCUCCCUUCCCAUGGGCCCAUCAGAGUGGAUGAAAAUCGAGGACUUCGAAAGCACGCUCAAAGUCAACAUGACUGGCGUGAUCGAGAUGACCAUGAACUUCUUCCCUCUCGUCAAAAAAGCCCGUGGACGAGUGGUGAAUGUUGCAUCAGUGCUGGGAAGAGUGGCAGCUAAUGGCGGAGGGUAUUGCAUCUCAAAGUUCGCAGUGGAGAGCUUCUCUGAUUGUCUCAGGAGGGACAUCCAGAAUUUUGGGGUCAAUGUGUGCAUCAUUGAACCUGGUUUCUUCAAGACGCAGGUGACCAGCUUGGACCCCAUUGAGAGGGAACUUCAUCGCCUCUGGAACCAGCUGACCCCUGAAGUGAAAGAGAGUUAUGGAGACAAAUACUUGGAUAAAUACAUCAAGAUCCAGAGGCUGAUCAUGAACACCAUAUGUGACUCUGACCUCAGUAAAGUGACCAACUGCAUGGAACACGCCCUGCUGGCCGUCCACCCAAGAACACGCUACAGCGCAGGCUGGGAUGCCAAGCUCUUGUGGAUUCCCUUGUCUUAUAUGCCCGCUUGCUUUGUAGAUAUUGCGCUGAAACUGGUGUUGCCAAAGCCUGCAAAAAGUGUCUAA
Onychostoma macrolepis is the source of this 1029-nucleotide messenger RNA. It is a transcript of the gene rdh5, whose product is annotated as retinol dehydrogenase 5 (11-cis/9-cis). NCBI's taxonomy places the organism in Eukaryota, Metazoa, Chordata, Actinopteri, Cypriniformes, Cyprinidae. The transcript is spliced from 5 exons. The record is from RefSeq and is a predicted model, not a curated record. Bases 1 to 1029 code for a protein of 342 amino acids. Gene Ontology annotation, molecular function: oxidoreductase activity.